AUGGGGGAGGAUGGGUAUCUACCGCCCCCAGAGGCGCAGCAGUUCCCCCGAGACAUUCGGGCGUUUCAAGAGGCGAUGAACCAGCUCGACAGCAAGUUUCUGCAAUUCGCGAAGGAAACUGCGUCUCCAACGGCAAAAAACGAGGAAAUACUGCAGAGUCUCAGCAUGUUAUGGAGACAGCGGCACCUGGAACAACGCCAGGAGGAGGCGCAACAGCAGUGCCUAGGAACCCAAGCAAGUUCACCACUCUUCAACGCGGGGGACGAAGGCCCUUUGACGCGAAAGCGCAGCAGUGCCUUCAGGGCACGAGCCUACAAGACAGCUUAUGAAAUUCUGGGGAGUUCGCGUAUCCCGAUCCACAACAUCGCGGAAGUGCUGCUCCUGCUGCGCGAAGGGGGUCUCGUGCUCAGGGGAGAGGAGAGGAACAUAGUGCAGCGGGGGUCCUUUCGCUCAGCGGUCCUUCAGAAGAUACUGGUGGUACUGUCUCACGGUGUCUCCGAGCUUAUUAGAAAGUCGCGGAGUGCCAUGCGUGAAGGCGCCCUUCACGAUCUCACCAGACUACCCGGGGUCUCUCGGCGCACUGCAGCGAUUCUCUUUGACGAAUACCUGAUUGACAGCGCACAGGCCCUGCGGGACCACCUCGCUUCUCUCGCACCUGGGGCGUCACUCCCCAGCACAGUGGACCAUCCUACAGCUCCGUCGGAGCAGUGGGCGGAGCCCGCAGAGGCUCUGCAGCAGCAGGACAAGGCGGCUGCACUGUUGAAAUUAUUCCCUACUGCGCUCAGCAGGGCUUGCGUCUUGCAUGCAGACAGUUUUGGGGCUUCUAUGGAUGCCGUGGAGUUCGACGAGUGGCAGCAGCAGCUAUUGUUGGUGCAAGAAAGCCUGAGGGAGGCGCCUGCGAUGUCUCCCCCGCUGGUGCUGGACCUGCCUGAGACGGCGAGCCGUUCUGAAGGGUUGCGCGCCUUGCCCGUGUUGUCGCUUGGGGGUGGUAUAUUUCACGGGGGCAACAGAAAGCUCACAGCUCUGUCUUUGCAGGUUUCGCUGUUGCCGAGCUGGACAGAAGAAGAAGGCCUGUUGCCUCCCACUCUAGAACGGGCUAUCUCAAACGGAGGCGAAGGCGCCGGACCUCGCGAGCUGCGCUGGGUGCAGCAACAGUGGGAACGCGUCUCCCAGGUCUUUUCCCGGCUGCGCAUGCAGCUGCAUCGCAGCGUUGUAGAGGCGCUGCAGCAGCGCCACCUCAUAACCAUCCAAAGCGUCCCGCCCCGCGCGUUCCCAUUCGCCACGUUGGCUGCUCGCUGCUGUGCCUCUGCGUAUCGGCGGUUGCAGCAGAAGGUGCAGCGGCAGUGGGGCUGUAGCUUGACCCCCAGUGGGAUUGCGGUAUCUGCCAACAAACCGUCUCCCCCGACCUCCUCACCCCUAAACGACACGGGGUCCCUCUCACCCCCCUGCUCAGCUUCUGCUUCGAGCGAAGACGGGCACGUCCCCCAUCAGAGGUGUGAACCAAAUGCUGCUGCUCCUGCUUUGGUUCCCUCUGCCUUGACAGAACAGGCCUGGUGGGUUCUUGACGAGCAGGGCGUCCUGCGACUCCUGCAGGAGCCCCUCUCGAUGCAAGAACGCGUAGGCGACGUUACCGCCAGCAAGUAG
Messenger RNA from Eimeria mitis, 1644 nucleotides. RefSeq lists its product as uncharacterized. The transcript is spliced from 7 exons. Lineage: Eukaryota; Apicomplexa; Conoidasida; Eucoccidiorida; Eimeriidae. The record is from RefSeq and is a predicted model, not a curated record. Bases 1 to 1644 code for a protein of 547 amino acids.